Messenger RNA from Sporothrix brasiliensis 5110, 726 nucleotides. Its product is annotated as microtubule-associated protein, RP/EB family. Bases 1 to 726 code for a protein of 241 amino acids. The record is from RefSeq and is a predicted model, not a curated record. Gene Ontology annotation, biological process: spindle assembly; regulation of microtubule polymerization or depolymerization; protein localization to microtubule plus-end. Lineage: Eukaryota; Fungi; Ascomycota; Sordariomycetes; Ophiostomatales; Ophiostomataceae. The transcript is spliced from 4 exons. Gene Ontology annotation, cellular component: spindle midzone; microtubule organizing center; microtubule plus-end. Gene Ontology annotation, molecular function: microtubule plus-end binding.
AUGGGUGAAUCAAGACAGGAACUCGUGCAAUGGCUGAACAGCCUCCUGCAGCUCAACGUCACAAAGGUCGAGCAGUGUGGAACAGGAGCCGCCCUGUGCCAGGUCUUCGACAGCAUCUUCCUCGACAUCCCCAUGUCGCGCGUCAAGUUUAACGUCAACACGGAAUAUGCCUACAUACAAAAUUUCAAAGUCUUACAAAGCUGCUUCCAGAAGCACCAAAUCGACCAUCCCAUCCCCGUCCAGGCCCUCGUCAAGUGCAAGAUGCAGGACAACCUCGAGUUCCUGCAGUGGACCAAGCGCUAUUGGGACCAGCACUACCCUGGCGGCGACUACGAUGCCGUCGCGCGGCGGAAGGGCGCCCCAGUCUCGGCCGGUGGCGCUGCGCGCGCGCCCGUCUCGGCAGGUGCCGUCCGGCGGGGCACGACGCCCACAGCAGGGCCGCGGAUCGGCAAGGCCGUGGGCGGUGGCGCCGGCUCGGCCGCCCUGCAGCAGGAGAACAACACGCUCAAGGAGACCGUCGUGGGCCUCGAGCGCGAGCGCGACUUUUACUUUAGCAAGCUGCGCGACAUUGAGCUGCUGAUCCAGCAGGCGGUCGAGGAGGACCCGGAGCUCGAAAAGCAGGAGGACGGCCUCGUCAAGCACAUCCAGACGAUCCUGUACUCGACCGAGGAGGGCUUUGAGAUCCCCGCCGAGGAGGCCGGUCUCGACGACCAGGAGACAUUCUAG